Molecule: messenger RNA, 3204 nt
Organism: Haliotis rufescens (red abalone)
Lineage: Eukaryota; Metazoa; Mollusca; Gastropoda; Lepetellida; Haliotidae
Product: RING finger protein 207-like
Exons: 3
Coding region: 102-2027 (641 amino acids)
Biological process (GO): positive regulation of DNA-templated transcription
Cellular component (GO): chromatin; nucleoplasm
Molecular function (GO): zinc ion binding; ubiquitin-protein transferase activity
Source: RefSeq, a predicted model, not a curated record
AUCACGUGCAUUUCAACAUCAGCUGACUACCCAGCACGGCCAUAUUACACUCUCAGGGGCGUUUCUCCACAGGCUUGGUCUUUGAAUCCAUGAGAUAAUCGAUGGCGACCGCUCAGAAGCUGACCGAAAACCACCUCACCUGCGUCAUCUGUACAGAGGUGUUCACAGACCCAGCCACACUUCAGUGUCAUCAUACAUUCUGUAAGUCCUGUCUGCUGAAAUACACCAAGACACAGCCGGAAGCAGUACAAGCCAAGUCCAUACCAUGUCCCUCCUGUAGACAACAGACGAAGGUGACCAACCCUGACAGUCCAGUAGAGGAGUGGGUCAGUCAGCUGAAACCAAGCCACGUCAUACAGGGGCUGAUGGACGACUUUGGACCAGGCACAAAGGGUGUGGAGGAACACUUGUGCAGCGUUUGUACAAAACAAGGAAAGACAACUCCCGCCACUUCUUGGUGCUCUGUCUGCGAUGUUGUGUACUGUGAAGGAUGUCUCGAGCUGCACAACAUGAUGCCAUUGUUGUCUGACCAUGAAGUAGCUCACUUGUCUGAUCACACCAAAACAAAGGUCAAGCGUCGCUUCAUGUGUCAAGUCCACAGAGACAAACCGAUAGAGUUGUUCUGUAAGGACUGCAAGCGGGCAAUAUGCACGAUGUGUUGCAGCAUUAAACACAGGGCAUGUAAGGAUGUUGAUACAAUUGGGAGCACCACUCCUCUUGUGAAGGAACAACUGACAAGCAAAAUAGAGCAACUCAGAAUCAACAUGGCGGCAACUAAUAAUAACAUAACCCGCAGAAAAUCUAGAAUUCAAGAUGUGAAGAGUAAUUCACAGGACGUUAAAGAUCAAGUCAUAAAGACACGUGAAACAGUGAUGCGUGCUAUUUUUAGAAAAGAGAAGCUACUCCUAGAUGCCAUCGACAAAGCUACUGAUGAACAAUUACAUGAAUUACAAGCAGAUAUAAAAUCCCAGGAGAUCGAGCUACAGAUGUACCAGCAGCAGUAUGAGUUCACAGCCAAUGCUGUGACGUCCAACUGUGAGAUGGACAUGUAUGCCGUCUAUGAGUCGAUGGGUGAGACGUCUACAGACAACAGAGACACGGACAACAGACCAGCAGCAGGAAGCGUUGUAUUGACACACGACCUGGACAAGCUGAGUAAAGCAGUUGAUGAGCUACAACUGGGGGAGGUUCAAGUCGUCCAUGGAGUGAGUGACCCCGGGUCUUCUCCUGUUCUACAUCACACAAUUGACUGCGGGGAAGAUGGGGACGGGAAGGAUCCUAGCUUGUGUGACGUCACAGUGUUGACUGUUGAUGACAUCAAAGUGACAGUAGUGAUAGAUUUCAAUAACAAGAGACUCAAAACAUAUUACACAUCAAACUUCAAAUCCUUUCAUAAUCAGCUCCUGCUUUCUAGUCGUCCUUGGCAAAUAGCCAAGUUAUGUGAGAGUCAGAUAGCGGUCAGUGUUCCAGGCAGUAAGGAAAUAGUUACAGUGAAUGUUACCCCAGGUCCUGUAUUUCUGUCAACUAUCAAGACAAGAAAGAAGUACCAAGCUCUGGCCUGUCUGAGUCCUUCACAGCUGGCGGCAGGUACAUGGGGACAGUCUCACUCUGUGGACAUACUGGACAUGACAGGGAGGAUACUGAGGUCUAUCAACACGGGAGUGAUAGGGAAUCCAGAAUAUAUCCAUGUCACCAGAAACAACAACUUGAUAGUCAGUGAAGAAGCAGUAAAAUCCCUUGUAUGUGUGACCAGUGAAGGGGACGUUGUUUUCACCUACACUCCCACAGGAGUCAGAGCUCUGACACGACCUUGGGGUGUCACAACAAGCAGCUCAGGAGAUAUCCUGCUUGUGGACCAAUACUCCAACAAGGUGAUUCAGCUGACAGAGUCGGGGCAGUUUGUCAGAGAUGUCCUCACACAACAGGAUGGUCUGAAUUGUCCUCUUGGUGCCUGUCUUGAUGGUGACGGCCUGCUGUAUGUUACGUCUGACAGAUACGUGAAAGUAUUCAAUUUCUACAGACGCUAAUGUGAAAAUAGAGAUAAUUUUUAUCUCCAUACACAUAUAUACAAAAGAUAUACAAAACUGACAACUAACAACAAGUCCAGAUCGGCUCUUGUUCAUUCUUUACAAACGUAAUUCACCAUGUCAGUGGUUAAACAGAGGACGAUAUUUCGUGUGCAGAAAUGUGACCUGAUUUGUAAAGCACAUUUGGUAAAGGAACGCAUAGUGACAGGGUUCGUCCCGAUUAUGUUUCUAGGUUUGCCAGCACCAUACCCGUGCUUCUGGGUUUCACCAUUAAGGGGUAAACGUCUGAGACUUACAACAUAUCUGACGUGUGUUGAGAAACCAGUUCACGUAGUUAGGUAUGGUUCAAGCCUUAAGAUUAUCAGUUAAACAAUCGAGCUCGUAAUUGCUCCAACGUGUGCUCAAGAGAUAUAUAACACAACGAGCGUUCAGCUAUUGAUGGAGGCUAUAGCAGUGUGUGGAUGCUUUGAGAAUUUGUUUACAUUUGUCCCCAUUGGUAUCAGUUAUUUGUACUGAUGUAAUAAUAUUUCUUCAAACUGUAGUAUUGAUUGAAGUAACCCUUAAUAUCACUUAAACAUAACACAAUUCUAUCAAUACACUAGCUACCACUCAUAUCCAAGAUACAAAUGAGGAUACUAUAAAUGUUUGACGUUUGAAAACUGCUUUAGCUCUACACCUGUCCUCGAUGGCAUCAGUUGUUUCUACUGACAGUACUAGUAUUUCUAAAAGCUGUAGUAUGGGUUAAAAAUUAUCUUCUUUUAUGAAAAGAAUGGGGAUAUUACUGAGAACAAAACUGGGUUUUAAAUACCCUCAUAAUGCAUAGGUGGAAGUUUAUGUGUCUCGGUAUAUUUUUUUAGCAGUUAUUUGUUUAUUCUCAACAUAUUAUAUUAGUAAUACAAAUAAAUCAAGGAACACGUUCAAUACGCGUGGUUCUUGGUCGUAUUAUGAAAGAUUACUUGAAUACAAAAAUAAGCCCAUUACUCAAUGUUCAGGGUCGUGAUGGUUCCUUACGCUUGUGUAACUUGUGGCAAUUCGCGGGGAAGAGUUGUGUGAGUCCCUUGCUUGUUACUUCUUGUUCUCGUAUUCGAAGAUUUACAAAAGCUCAGAUCUUUUCCACACUCUACGUGCCUUUGUAGCGGAAUGAAUGCUCUUUAUAUCAAAGCGCCUUGAGAACAUA